Messenger RNA from Aspergillus wentii DTO 134E9, 1500 nucleotides. RefSeq names its product HVSL domain-containing protein. Lineage: Eukaryota; Fungi; Ascomycota; Eurotiomycetes; Eurotiales; Aspergillaceae. Gene Ontology annotation, molecular function: 3'-5'-RNA exonuclease activity. The record is from RefSeq and is a predicted model, not a curated record. Gene Ontology annotation, biological process: U6 snRNA 3'-end processing. The transcript is spliced from 3 exons. Gene Ontology annotation, cellular component: nucleus. Bases 477 to 1364 code for a protein of 295 amino acids.
GCCAGCACUAUUGAUUUGGCAUACUUUGGCUACACCCAAGACAUACUGGCAACGCGUGUCAACGAUCAGAUAUCACACUCAACUGACCCCCAUCAGCAACCUACCAUGUGAUCUGAUCUGUGAUAUACAAGUAGAUUGCAGCCAAAAUGCCAAGCUGGAGAUUUCCUCCCUGCUUGGGCUGACCGAUACAUGACAGGAAAUACUCCUCUGCUCAACCAUCGUAGUUACUGCUCACCGCUUGAUCAACCCGAACGUCCCAUCUUUUAUGAUAGACGAGUCACUGGUGAUAGAACAGCAAACCAUCCAGAGCUGUAUAUGCGUGGAAUCGUGAAUGGAGAAGAUGCAAAAGCAGCAAAAUAAAACGGCAUGGGCAGUCUUGGCACUGUCGGUAAUACCAAUACCAACACAGCAAGUGGACCGCCAUCUGGCUUCACUUCUUCUUCUCUAUUUUUAUCCUCAAGAUCACCCGGACUACCAUGGUCUUGGUUCAAUAUUCGGAUUCAGAUUCGGACAGUGACGUCCAGGAAGCAUCACCUCCCAGACCGGCCAAAAAACCCCGUCGGAAUGGCAUUCCCAAAAGUCAACAGGCCUCUUCCCUUCCUCCUCUACCAGCAGCUUUCCACGAUCUUUACGCAGCAAGCACUCGGGUCAGUGUGAGAGAUGACCCUAGUCUCCAUGGAGGUCGGAAACGAGUGAUCCCUCAUGUCGAGGGGAAUUGGCCAACGCAUUUAUACCUAGAAUGGUACCCAUCAAAAGGAGACCUUGCCAUCUUGAAUGACAUUAUUUCCCAGUCGAAAGAGAAAACUGGCAAAACCUCAAGGGAGAUCCAUAGCCUCCUCAAAAGUGAUCUUGGGGCUCAACUCCCGCUUCACAUCAGUUUGUCUAGACCAGUAGUUCUUCGAACUGAGCAAAGGCAAUCGUUUAUGGAAACAUUUGAAACUGCCAUUCAAGUCUCUCGCAUACCACCAUUCAAUGCCACACUGGAAAGCCUGGACUGGGUCUCCAAUUACGAAAAAACACGCUGGUUUCUAGUACUGCGUGUCAAGAGACCAGAGCAUGAUAAUCUGAACCGCCUUCUUAAGCUGUCGAAUCGUUCUCUAUCACUUUUUGAUCAACCGCCGCUAUACCAGAGCAAUCAGAAAACCGACACUGAAGAUUAUUCUCACUGCUUCCAUAUUUCCCUUGCCUGGAGUCUGACAGAGCCAUCGUCGCACGAUAAGGAACGCAUUGCAAGCACAGAUCUCCAAGAACUGAGAGAGCUGCAGAUUCUUUUCAACUGCGUGAAAUCGAAGAUUGGUAACAAUAUCUCGAGCAUACCUCUAUCCACAGGAAUACUUCAUGAGAAAGGUCUUGGUGGGUUAUGAGAUGGCAUUCUGGUCGAAUAAGUUAUUUUCAAGAUACCACUGAGUUUUAUAUAUUUUUCUAGACCCAGGAAAAUAAGCAUAUGUUUAUCCUGUAACCGCAUCAAUGCAAACUGAAAAUAUUAUUUUUUCCUGCGAG